GGAGUUUAAACUAAAGUUAUUUGUGAAUAUAAUCACGGGUUUGGGAGUAUAAGGGCAAUGAGAGCGAUGAUUGACACAAAUAUUGACUGGGAGCAACAGGCAGACUGCACGUUUGCAGCCAUCCGCGUCACAGUGAAGGAAUCAUAAUCUAAGCUUCCGUGACCACCGGAGGAGAGCGCAGCAGGAGGCGAUGAAGAAGGCACAGAAGCAACAGCCAGAGGACACAACCCCAGAGAAAGAUAAUACAAUUCAGGCCAAGAACUCUACCAACAGCAAGUCAGACGGGAAAUAAUGCCCUAGGCCACAUAUAUAUGUCCGCUUCGAGUCAGCACUCGUGCACAGCUGCCGCACUCGCUUAUAUGUAAUCUAUGUGUAAAUGCAAGAAACCGCACCUGUUAAAGCUUAAUCAUGUAUCUCAUACAAACAUCUAGUCCACAAGUGUUAAUUAUAAAAAGGUCGAUGUUUUCGUCUUAAACUACAUUAGUUUACCCUUGAUUAUUUGACAUUUUCUGUAGUUAGUCCACUCGUGAAAACGUUUUCUUUUAUAGGUAUAAAAGGAAUGUUUACUCACUGCCGAGCAUUACCUGAAUAUGAGGCCCACAUCUCUAGUGGCCUCGACGGGGACAGGAAGUUUGCAGCUUGUCAAAGAUCACCCUAAUUAUUCUUAUAUCACAUCCUAUCUAAACGUCCCUUGUUGCACAACUACAAGAAGUUGACUUUCAAUGUAGUGCACGCAAUAGUUUGAUACUGAAUUAAAAAAUAUUGAUUGAAAUGAAUUAGAUAAAUUAAAGAACAGUCAAGAAUAUGAAGUCAUAAACAGUGAAUGGCAAAGUGCAGGCUCCGGCAGUGAAACAUCGAGCACUAAGGACUGGCCAGAACACCUGAAGAACACCUGUCAACAUGUUAAUGUUGAAGCAUUAUAGUGACUUACAGAAGGAGAUGGGAGCCCAGAGGGUGACAGGAGUGAGCAAGGGUGCGGGGGGCUACCGGCCCACCGUCAACUGGCGGGAGAUCACCGUCAAGCGCCGCAACACCGCCGACAAGCAGGUCCUGGUCUGCAUCACUCUCUCUGGGGUCCUCAUCGUCGUCGUCGGCGUCGUCUGCACCGUCCUGGGCUUCCUCGUCAUCGCUAGUCAGUGUCCCUUCAUGUGGAUGGAGACGCCCGGGGCCUGCUACUACUUGGCUCGCCACAACGCCUCCUGGAGCAGCGGCAGGGAGUACUGUCACUCCCAGAGUGCCAGCCUUCUCGACCUCCACUCUGACGAGGAGAGUGACUUUAUCCAAGAUGUGAUGUUAGGCCGUAGUUGGCUAGGCCUACGGCGUAAAAAAGAUAGAGACGAUUGGAGGUGGUUGACAGGGGCCAAGGUGAACUACACCAAGUGGCAGAAUCCUAACUCAGUCCCCACUGACACUUCUCUCAGUUACUGUGCCAUGAUGGAGGAGUCCGGUGAUUGGCUGGCGGUCCCGUGUCACGGUGAAGACUCUGCUUACGUCAUCUGUGACUACACCCCAGGAUACAACCCGUUCAUGCUGGUGGGGCCCGUGGUGACGGUGUGUGGGCUGGUGGUCCUUGUGCUGAGCAUCGAGGUCUGCGUCAGGAGGAGGGAGUUCAUAGAGAAAAACAUGGAGGUCAUCAGCGACACGGAGGAUGACAGAGAGGUGGAUGCUGGUCUCGACAACUAUGGUUAUGCUUGCAAAGAGGACGAAGACCCUGACGGCGCAACACGGUGUCCCCGGGUCGAUCAUCCUGUGAAAUCAGCGACGUCAACCAACUCUUGGGUACAACAGUCUCCAACUCCCGGGGCAAGCAAAGAUAUUACUGGUCCCUUGGUGCAUGUGGUCCCCGGGAGCAGCAAAGAAACCAGUAGUCCAGUGGUAGACGAUGCACCUGAGGGCAGCGAAGAUACCAAUAGCCCAGAAGCACAGGGUUCACCCGGGGGCAGCGAAGGUACCAUUAGCCCAGUGAUAAGUCUGGCGUCUGAGAGCAGAGGUGUGAGUGGCCUCAUGGUACAAGUGGCACCAGCCUCUGCCUCGCCCUCGCUCCCACCGCCAUUGACGGAGGAGAGAUCUCGUUCUCAGGAACACCUCGAACUUCUCCUUUCACCCAAGACGCUAGAGUGACGUGCACACUGGACUCUUCUUUUUUUUCAACAAAUGUAUUCGCCUUAGUAUCCUCGAACCGAACAGUUUUGGCUCGAGUAACCCAUUCCUCUGGAAGUGGUAACGAAGAUGCUAUUGUUGCAAGAGUGGGCAAAAAUAAUAAAGGGUUAAUUGUGCCUUUAUCGUAUGUCAUUAUUAGGUCUGGUUGACCUAAUUUUCGUUAAGUUGUAUGGCCAUUGUUCACCAGGUCACGAACUCUGUGGUCCUGUUGACACCACCUACAUAAACUCGUUACGUCACACGUCAAACUGACCUUGUUUACAUCAAGGUAGAGUAAUAAUCUGUGACCUAAGAGGAUAAUAAACUGUGCAAUGUGUGGUAGGCCAAAGAGGCUCUGUGUUGCUGCUCUCGCUGCCACCAUGCCAAAGAGGCAUGUUGACAGUGGGAGCAGCAACAAAUGUUUUGUAACUGUGAUAUAUUACUCGUAAUAUCCCCGACAAAGACUCUCUGAUAUGUUACUUGCUUAUUUAUGAAAUUGUAGACAGACCGCUUAACAUUUGUUAAGCGUAAUGAAGUCAUUGUUUGGGAAAAACAUUCCAAGCAUACACACGCCUACACGCUCUCUCGCACGAGCAUAAAUACAUAUCAGUGUCAGCGAGUCCAGCGGGGAUUCAAACGGCUAACAUUUCGAACUGGCGUUCUUCCCAUGUAGGGGAGAUAGUGACUUGCUUCUCCUCGCCUCUCCUGAUAACCCGACCACACCGCCAGCUCCUACCGGCCGUGUCUCGACCUCCGCCAUCUCCCAACGGCCGCCUUAUAAUUACGAGAUAAGAUUCUGUAAGAAUCCGGCAGGAUAGAUAAGGCGUUCGGAAGGAACACUGAAACAGGAUUGUAGAUUUAUGGAACAGAUUACCGAACAACAUAAUCGACAUGGAAUCGCUGGAUUGUUUCAAGUAAAGGUUAGACAUGUAUGCUUGAGUAUAAAUAGGAGCUGCCUCGCAUAGGCCAAUCUGCCUUCUGCAGUUGCCUUAAUUUUCAUGUUUUUAAGGGGCACGGAUGUAAACUUGAGGCACAGAUGAGUCACAUUUUUAUUAUCACAUCUUUAGUGUGAGCAGUGUUAAGAAUUGAUAUUUUAUCUUAUUACUCUUAUUAGGGAUAUGUUAAUUAAACAAACCACAAACAAACAGUCAAACAAUUAUGUUACCAUAUUUAUUUAUAAUAUGGCGAAUAUCGCCCUGUUUUCUUAAUGAUGUGUUGGGCACUACACAUCUCAACUGUUUCUGCCUCGCUCAAAAACAUAAAUUACUGUCAGGCCUGCGUUGACCAACUGAGAGUCACAUCCCCUCCUGAUAUCUGAGGGAAAAGUCCUCAUUGUCAAGAUCCGAAAUUUUGCGCUUUCCUAUUGCCUCAUUGUCAAUAAAUCAGUCCCUUUGA
This is a messenger RNA of Procambarus clarkii (red swamp crayfish), 3534 nucleotides long. NCBI's taxonomy places the organism in Eukaryota, Metazoa, Arthropoda, Malacostraca, Decapoda, Cambaridae. The record is from RefSeq and is a predicted model, not a curated record.